CAAUUACUUCAUCCUUUUAAAAAUUAGUUUUGCGAAAAUGUCCAAUUUUGGAAAAAUAAAAAGUGUAUAUUGCAAAGAUUUCGUGACAUACUCAGAAUGCAUCUUCACACCAUCAGAAUAUUUAAACGUUAUCAUUGGCCCCAAUGGCUCAGGUAAAUCUACACUUGUAUCAGCGAUAGUGUUGUGUUUGGGUGGUGAGCCCAAAUUGCUGGCGCGUUCAAAUUUUAUCAGGGAUUACGUUAAAAAUGGUUGUUCAUCGGCUAAAAUAUCUGUAGAAGUUUGCGACGAGCGAAAGAAUAAGGGAAGCCUUUGUGAUGAAAAAUUGGUGGACUUCACACGCGCCUUUGACAAAAACGAUAAAUCAGAGUAUUUUAUUAACGGUCGUUCCUAUUCACGUCGCGACUAUCUAGAGGCGAUAUCAAAAUUUAACAUCCAAGUAAACAAUCUAUGCCAAUUUUUACCACAGGAUCGUGUUCAGGAUUUCGCUAAAAUGAAUCCCCAGGAAAUUCUUUCGAAUACAAUCAGCUCGGUUUGUAAUGUUGAAAUAUUGGAAAACUUUGAGAAAUUAAAGAAAUUGCAAAACAAUCAGGAAAAUAACCAAAGCACUCAUCAGAAAUUAGUACAAAAACUUGCGGAAAGUAAAAAUCGAUUUAACGAGGUAAAGGGCGAAUUAAAUCGGUUUAAUGUUCGUCAAGAAACUGAACACAAACUAAUUGCUUGCAAUAUUAAAAAGGUUAAAAUUGAAACCGAUGAGUUGUCUGCAAAUCUUGCAGAACGUACUAAAGACUGCCAAUUGGCUGAAAAGCUAUUAGCAAAUUUUGAUAAGGAAAACACGGGAAUAUAUGCAAAACAAACGGAAUUUAAGAAUCUUGCUACUCAACUAAGGUUACAAAAAGAACGAAAGGAACAAGAUUUCAAACAAGCUGAGACUAAUAAAGUGAAAAUCCUUGAGAAAAUCGAACAUAUAAAGGCAACGAUAAAUAAUAAAAGGAUUGAAUUUCGGAAACGCAAAUGCGAGCAAGCUGAACGGGAAAAAGACUUACAAAAUGCUGUACAUUUAUUAGAAGUUUAUGUGCAAGAUUUGGAAAAUUUAAAAGCUGAAUGCUCAUCCGACUCUGAGUUAGCAAAUGCCUAUAAUCAGAGCAUGGAAUGUCAAAAGGUCGAGCUCAAGCGUUUAAAUCAAAAUUAUACCCGUCUUAAUCAAAGGCUGGAGGAAUUUAGACCGGAAAUAGGUAGUCUAAAGAAACAAAUUGAAAGUUUGGAAAAUGUGGGCGAUCAGAAGGUAUUGUUCUUACAACAAAAUUUUCCCGACGUAUGCAAAGCCAUGAAAUGGAUAGAAGAGAACGAGAAUUUAUUUGAAGCACGCGUUUAUAAACCUGUUAUGCUUGAGAUAAACGUCCGCAACCCUGAUCACACCAAAUACUUGGAAAAUACAAUAAUGUUCCGUGACUUCCAGGCCUUCUCUUGUGAGAGCAAAAAUGAUAUGAGUCUUUUAAUUAGUGAGCUAUGUGUUAAAAGGAAAUUAACUGUAAAUAUAGGUCACGCUCCAUCGGAUGCAAAAUUUUUGCCUGUUAUUCCAAUAAUAAAUCUUCGCCCAUACGGCUUCGACGCUUAUAUGAUCGACUUGAUAGAUGGGCCCCAUGCAGUAUUAGGUUACUUAUGUUCUUUAUACAGAUUGCACAACAUUCCAAUCGGCGGUAAUGAAGUUAAAGAGUUUAUCGAGAAAAUUCCUGAGCCAAUUACCGUUUAUUUUGGUGCCAAUGUACGUUACAACGUGAGCAUUUCCAAGUAUAGUGGAGAAAAAAUUUUUUCCCAAGUGCAAAUAGAAUGUAGAAAUAUUCUCCCCAGUAUAGAUGUGCCACAAAUCGAGCAGAAAAAACAUAGACUAAGCGAACUUGGACGGGCGAUUGAUAAUUUACGAAAUCAAAGAAGUUCAUUGGAAGCGGAAAUGCGAGAAAAAGAAGUAUUAUAUAAAGAAAAGAAGGAUAAAUUAAGUGAGAUAAGGAGUCGGCAAUACGAACAUAACCGGAAGAUGGACGAGAUUCGCAAGUGUAAAGAAAGAGUUACUGACUUAAAAAAUCAGCUAAAAGAUCGUGUCCUUGAAAGUGAUUUAAGACGGAAUAUAGCAAAAUGUUUAAACGAACUUCUUCGCUGCCAAGCGGGAAGAAUUAAAGCUUUAAGUUCACUCCAAAAAGCUGCUGCAAACAAAGCAUUCUUGCAGGCAAAGUUGCAUGUAUUUAAUACUGAAAAUGAGGCAUUAGUUAAUCAAAUUAAAACACUUUUGGAGAAUAGAAAUUCUGCGAAGGAGAGAGUGGAUGCGAUAAAGUCAAAAUGCGAGACGUUUAAAAGUAAACUUCGUAAAAAAGAAGAUGAGAUGGCAACGUUGACUAGUAAAUCAGAUCCCCGUAAAAAGAAUUCAAUGACUUAUCAGUUUUACUGUGAUUUGCCCGACAACUAUGAGGAAUUAAAAGGAUUCCUUAACGAUUACGCCGCCCGUUUGGAUUUCAUGGAGGAUGUAAAUUCUGAGAUUUUACGCGAACACGAGAAUAAACUUCAGGAGAUUAAAGCAAUUGAAAGUGAAAUUCAAGGUGUGUUGGAGGAUAAUCAAGACUAUGUCGCCAAGAUUCGAACUAUCUGUGAUAGUUGGUUUCCGACUGUAGAUCAAGUGAUUGGAACCAUUAAUAAGCAUUUCAGCGAUUUUAUGCGAUCAAUGGGCUACGUUGGCGAAGUGAGGCUAACACGAAAAGAUACGUAUGACUUUGGCUCCUUUGGAAUUGAAAUUUUGGUUCAGUAUCGACAAAAUGUGCCUUUACAGGCCCUCAAUAGGCAUGUGCAGUCCGGAGGUGAACGCGCCGUGGCUAUUGCUGCCUUUACAUUGUCCAUGCAGCACAUAAGUCAUGUACCUUUUCGCUGCGUCGAUGAAAUUAAUCAGGGAAUGGAUGCACGAAAUGAGAGGAAAAUUUUUGAUAUGUUAGUAGAUGAAACUACAAAGACCGGGUCCUCGCAGUACUUUUUUGUUACGCCGAAGCUCCUCCGCAAUUUAAAGUCUCAUAAGAGAGCCUCAGUUCAUCUUGUUUUUAAUGGUUGCAAGAUCGAAUCGAAAGAUGCAUUUAUAUUUGUAAUGCCAUCUUAAUGAUUAUAUAUUGUAAUAUUUUAUUCAUACAUCUACAUAGGCUGUGAAGUAAAAUGUUCAAAUUGUCGAUUCUCGGUUCUGAUUUUCAUGCUGUGCAAGAAUAUAUCUUUGGAAUCAAGAGCGAAUCGAAGGCAUCCGUCGAUACAGACGGACGGACAUGGCUUAAUCGAUUGAGAAUCAAGAAUAUAUAUACUUUAUAAAGUUUCUGCAGCUUCGUAUUGUGUGUUGCAAAUGGUUUGACAGGAUGAAUGUCAACUAUAAAUUUCUGCGUGUGUGAGUUAUGCUCUAGACAUGGACAAAAAUGAAAAAAGCAGCACAAACAUUGUACCCAAUAUUGUAAAU
This is a messenger RNA of Glossina fuscipes, 3475 nucleotides long. RefSeq names its product structural maintenance of chromosomes protein 5-like. Lineage: Eukaryota; Metazoa; Arthropoda; Insecta; Diptera; Glossinidae. Gene Ontology annotation, biological process: double-strand break repair via homologous recombination. The transcript has a single exon. Gene Ontology annotation, molecular function: ATP binding; ATP hydrolysis activity. Bases 38 to 3133 code for a protein of 1031 amino acids. Gene Ontology annotation, cellular component: Smc5-Smc6 complex. The record is from RefSeq and is a predicted model, not a curated record.